This is a messenger RNA of Mixia osmundae IAM 14324, 1854 nucleotides long. RefSeq lists its product as uncharacterized. The record is from RefSeq and is a predicted model, not a curated record. Bases 1 to 1854 code for a protein of 617 amino acids. The transcript has 2 exons. NCBI's taxonomy places the organism in Eukaryota, Fungi, Basidiomycota, Mixiomycetes, Mixiales, Mixiaceae.
AUGGUCAAAGCGGACAACACCCCGGCACUUCCCGCCUGGCAACGAAAGGCCAAGGCAGCUUCGUCAGGCUAUCAGGACUGGUCCCAGUUCAAUCGAUCGCAUCAAAGCAGAGUUGAUCCGAAGGCGAUCAAGAUGGUCAAGAGUCCCUCAGGCUCGGGCAGCGACGUAUCGUCCACUUCUACUACAGUCGAACCGAUCAGCAUUGCCGGCUCGAACGAGCAGCUCGGACAAAGGCAAGAUCGCGUACUGGCCGGCCAGAGUGACUCAACAGCUUCUACCAGCUCGAGCACAGGCACGAGCUUGAUCUACGAAGCGCCUGUGCAUGCGCAAGUACCCAUGCAACAUACACCAUCGCGUCUCUCGUUGUCUCGAUCUUCAGACACUGCGCCGUCUCCGCCCUCGAGCUUAUCGGCCAAUCUGUCGCGUGACUCUGAAUUGCAAGCGAGGCGCACGCCGAGACGAUCCAUGUCAGCUUGGUCGCGCUUUCUCACUCCGCCAUCAGCGAGCGUAUCGCCUGCAUCACCCACCUCGCUAGAUACUGCGGGUGAGAUUGCCGCAAUAAGGAAGGCGCGGAGACGAUCCUCUGGCCAACUGCUUGGCAACUCCCCGUCAUUAUCGCCCUCGCCAUUUGCAUCGCUCAUAGGGUCAUAUGAGAAUUCGCUUCUCUCAGGCCGCAUGUCAACAUUGCCGUCCAAGCCAUUGCCAUUCCUAGCCGAGAUUGGCGUCAUCGGGCAUGGUAGCAAAGUACCAAAGAGUCUAAGAUGCCCGCCCCAUCUCAACUUGGAGUUCGGCGCGUCAUACUACGACACCGGCAGCGGAGUAGGCACGCCUUACGUCGGUACCGUUGAUCUCGAGCACCACUAUACCCAGCAGCUAGCCGAGUCUGCGAACAAUGCUGUGUUUCUAGAUGACGAAGAGACAUCAGGCGAGGUAGACCGGCAACGUUUUCCGGGCUAUAGGAUACCUACGCAAGGACAGAUACAGAUCAUCAUCAAGAACGCGAACAACACCGCCGUCAAAGUGUUCCUCGUACCUUAUGAUCUCUCAGACAUGCCGGCUGGCAGCAAGACGUUCAUACGUCAGAAGAGCUAUACAGUCGCUAAUGAGCAGCCACAAGAUAGUCCACGGACUUCAGACCCAUUGCGAUAUGCUGUGCAUCUGCAAUUCGCUUCACCGCCUCUUGAGCGCAGCCGACAGCGAUCAGAGUCUAUCGAGGACCUCGAAGGCGAUGUGCAGCCACCAGUACGAAAGGCAGCGAGAAUAUAUCUUCACAAGCACAUUCGUAUCGUGUUUGCCUCUCGCGCACUGGACGACUCGAUAGAGAAGUUGCGGACAGUCUACGAUGGGCCAGCGAGCGCAACCAUCAAUAAAACUGAUGGUUCUUCGCCGAGUCUCAAGUAUUCCACCUAUAGCGGGCCUUGCGAUGAAUGGCAAACCUUGAGACGCGCGGUACGCGAGCGCCGUCCAAGUAUAGCAGAGCUCUCCGUGCGAGACUCACCACUCAUUAGCAACCCCUACGUUGCCGAUGACGCCACGAGUGAUCCAAACGGUGUCCGUGCUGCAGAGGCUCUGGUGCCACCGCCUAGCUUUACCGAUCUGCUCAAUACACCGCCCUCGCCGCAGACAGCAACAUCGACUAUGCUCGAUCUGAGUCCUAACCGAGCCUCGCGCAAAUCGCCGCUGUCCUUCUCGUAUUCUCCUUCUGCUGCAGCGUCUCCGCGUACCGAGGCAGGCCUCACUUUCGAACGCCGACCGACUUCGCCAACACCUCUAUCACCUCGGGGUAUCGCAGCCGAGUCUGCGCUCACGAUCAGCCGGCCGGGCUCACGCUCAGGCCCGAACGCAUUGCGGUAG